Plasmodium cynomolgi strain B is the source of this 1056-nucleotide messenger RNA. RefSeq names its product CYIR protein. The transcript is spliced from 3 exons. The record is from RefSeq and is a predicted model, not a curated record. Lineage: Eukaryota; Apicomplexa; Aconoidasida; Haemosporida; Plasmodiidae. Bases 1 to 1056 code for a protein of 351 amino acids.
AUGGCUAAUAUUGAAUGGGAUAAAGAAUUACAUGAUUUUCCUGCUUAUGUAAAAUAUAAUGAACUCAAUAAAGUCACUGGUGAUACACAUAACACGAAGGAAUUCUGUGACAAAUAUUGGAUUCUGGAUGAGAAAGCUAAAAAUUUCUGUAGACAAGCAAUAACAAUUUUAAGAGGUAUAACUUACACUCACGGUAAAAAUAGUGAUGAAUGCCAUUAUUUCAAACAUUGGUUCAGUGAUCAGGUUAGGAGAUAUUAUAGUAACAAUGAUAAGUUUUUUAGUAAUUAUGAUCCUUCUAAUUAUCUUUUUGAUGCAAUAAAUAAAUUUAAUGAUAAAGUGAGAAAUGAAAAUUAUAGAUGCUAUGCUUCACGAGAUGCGGAAAAUGUUAAAGUUGAGAAAGAUUUGUACGAUUAUUUCCAAAAUUUUGACAGUAUUAAUUGUGAUAACAUAAGUACGGAAAGGUGUCAAAUGUAUUAUAAAUAUGUUAACUAUAUUAAUGGUUUAUAUAGGGAUCGCUACAAUAGAUACUUAUGCUGUUACCUUGCAGAUGGUUCGGUGGAACCUAGAUGUAGUCAUUAUUUUAAAUGUGAUAAAAAAUAUAUCCCGAAAAAAUUAUUAGUUCAAUUAGAAAGACAAAUGAAUCCAACAGGAAGUAUACACACUGAGGAUAUAACAAUGGACAAAAGUGAUGAUAUAUAUAAUAAUGAAUAUGACUAUGGAUAUUGGAGGAAUUAUGAUAUGCCUGUAUAUAAUAGAUUUUUACCUCAUAAUUUUCGAAUAUUCACUGAAAGUUUAUUACGAUCACGUGGAUUUCACAGCGGUCUUAUAAUUACUGGAAUGAUAGGAAUAUUUCUCGGUUUAUUUUUUUACAUUAGAUUCCAUUCUGAAAACCUAUGGAUAAAAAGAAGAAGAGCAGAAAAUAUAGAUAGUUAUAUGAGUGAUAUUGAUUCAAAGUCCUCAAGCGCAACAUCAGAGAGUGAUUCAGAAAGCACCCCUUCAAUUUCGGGAGACAGUACUGUGUAUUUUUCAUAUCAAUCUUCACAAAGCUCUUUGUGA